AUGGUUUACCCAGAAUGUAUUAAUGGCCAAAAGCUUUUAAGAGCUGUGAUUGAUAUCGAUGUAUCAAAAGAAGAUAUGGAAAUAGCUAGUGUUAAGGGACAGGAAGUAUUUAUUCAAAUCUGUUACUCUUUUAUAAGAGCUUUGUAUCAAAUUCUUGACUGUAAUUGGAAAGAAAUUCUCAAAGGAUUAGUAAUUACUACAUCUUCAGAUCCUAGUAAAUGCAAUUAUCAUAUUUUAUAUGCACUGGUUCUACUUAUUGAUCAUCAUGAGUUUAAAGUAUUCACUGAAUUAAUAUAUACCAUAAUAAGUGAAAAAUAUGGUAAAUUAUUGAUCAAAAAUUAUUUGAACGAGCUUGAUCAUACUAGAGUUCAACCAUCUACUAGUUUAUGUCUUGAACAUUUUAACUAUCUUAGGGAUUGGAUUAUUGAAGAAAGGACUCAGAAAACUUUGUAUAUUUCAACCGGCAAGCAAGGUAGUGAUGAACUUAGGAAAGUUUUUGAAUAUGACCCAUCUAUCAUAGAAAAAAUUAGACAAGAAAAUAAAAAAUUCUUCACAAUUAUCUUACAAUUGACAGAAAUAUAUGAGGAGAGGUAUGUAAGACAAUUAUCUAAUGAAGGUGAUAUUUAUGUGGGGUCACUUUGGGAAACGGAAAAAACUUAUAAUUUAGCUAUUUCUAAUGAUGUAAAUUUGCUAGUAUUAUCUAUGCGUCACUCUUACUUAAAUGCUAUUACUACAAGACUUAAUCUUAAGUCAUAUUGUGAUAUCAAUAAUAAUAUAAAUCUAUCCAAUCACAAGAGGGUAAUAUGUCAAAUAGAGAUAUCUAUAAUUGCUCAAGCACAAAGUUAUUUGGAUUGGAACAAGCAGAUAUCUUCAUUAACUUUUGCGAAUCGAACCAGUAUAUUACUCAUCUGUCACCUCAGAAAGGAUACGCAAGGAAUUAUUCGUAUACUUAAGACUGGUUUUUCAGAAUUACGAAUCAAAGAAUAUUAUGGUAAAUCAGAUUCUGAGGAAAAGGUUCAUGAUUUUAGCAAUGUAGAAGAAUCAUGGAAAGAUGUAGACCUAGUUGCCUAUAUUAAAGAAGGGUUAUUUCAAUGGUUGUUGAAUGCCAAAUGUGAAUGUCUUCCUCAAGAACUUCAGAACAGAGAAAUAUUUUUUGACAUAGGUUCUAUCAUCAGGAAUAAGGAUAUACCAACUGUUCGAUUAUGA
Funneliformis geosporum is the source of this 1206-nucleotide messenger RNA. The record is from the annotation of a GenBank genome assembly. Lineage: Eukaryota; Fungi; Glomeromycota; Glomeromycetes; Glomerales; Glomeraceae.